UUGCAUUUUAACUUAAAUUGAAUCGUGAUCCGCAUUGUAGGCCCAUUCUAGAGGAUUCAUCUUCGUCUCUAGCGGAAGGGUUAGCAGUCUUGAUUCUGCAUUCUGCAAGAGAAAAAGAUUUGCAUUGAGAGAAGACGUAAGGUUGACAGGUGAGGCGGUUACUUGUUCGUAUUUGCUGGGAGUACGGAACAAUUGGCUCUAAGGACUAGGAUGUCAGUGUUGAAUCAAAGUGGAGAAGAGCAGGUGGAAUGUCCCCUGUGUAUGGAACCCUUGGAAGUGGACGAUCUCCAUUUCUACCCGUGCACAUGUGGCUAUCAAAUAUGCAGGUUUUGCUGGAAUCGUAUUCGGGAGGGAGAGAACGGGCUGUGCCCCGCGUGCCGGAAGGCCUACCCGGAGAACCCGGCAGACUUCACCCCUCUCAGUCAAGAGCAAGUGGCUGCAAUAAAGACGGAGAAGAAGGCGCGCGAGCAGAAGCGUCGGAACAAGACGCUGGAGUCGCGGCGCGCGCUCGCCAACGUGCGCGUGGUGCAGAACAACCUCGUGUUCGUCGUAGGGCUGCCCGUGCGCCUCGCCGACCCAGAGAUCCUAAAACGACAAGAGUACUUUGGGAAAUAUGGCAAAAUACACAAAGUAGUUAUAAACCAAAGUACUUCAUACGCGGGGACACAGGGUCCGUCGGCUUCGGCGUACGUGACAUAUGUGACGUCGGCGGACGCCCUGCGCGCGAUACAGGGCGUGAACAACGUGACGCUGGACGGGCGCGUGCUCAAGAGCUCGCUGGGCACCACCAAGUACUGCGCCAACUUCAUGAAGAACCAGCCCUGCCCCAAGGCCGACUGCAUGUACCUGCACGAGCUAGGUGAUCCGAAGGCGUCGUUCACGAAGGAGGAGAUGCACGCCGGGCUGCACCAGGUGUACGAGCGGCGCCUGCACCAGCAGCUGCGCGACCGCCCCGACGACAAGCACGUAGCCGAUGGUAGUUCUAGUACGAAUGCAGAAAAGGGCAGUUCUAAAGAUGGUAAUCAAUCGAACUUCAUACCGACAACAGUGGUCACAUCGUCUCAAGUAAACAUAGUCAGUACAUCCAAGUCAAAGAAAGAUUCGGGCAACGGUAGCAAUAGUAAUGGUAAUGGAGCCAGUAGUAAUGGUGUCAGCAAUAGUAAUGGAAAGGAGGCGUGGCCAAGCCUCGGCUCGUCACCCCCCUCAGACAGCCCCGCCAGAAAACAGUCCAGCCCUAAACCACAGCAAACGGUUAAGUCACAAGAAAACGGCACAUCAGAAUCGUCCAGUCCAACACAGCUCCAAACACAGAGUCAAACUAAAAACAGUAAAGAAAAUCACGUCGAUAGCAAACCCAGCAAAAGUAACACUAACAACACAAAUGGACAGACAGGAAAGAAAAGCAAAUCAGAUAGCAAAUCCAAACAGAAGAAUAGCAAUAACAAUAACAAUAGCAAUAGCAACAGUAACACAAGCGAAGUCAGUGAAUCACAGACAUUUGAAAGUAAAACAGAACCACAGAGUACGAUCACACCAACACAGAAUUCAGUAUUCGAGAACGACACACAGAGCUAUUUGACCAAUGAUCUCGAUGAAUUAGAAUCAGACAGACACAGUUUGUUGGAAAACCAUGAUCUAUUAAACAAUAGCGAUCACAGUUUAUUAGAAGACGACAACACACACAAUCUAUUGAACGAUGCAAAUAACGAAAUACUGAUGAUGCAGAGGCAUAGAGAGAUGUUAGCUGGGCUUGUCGAUAACCACCUAAUGCCUCAAAUGAAGAGUCCAAUUGUAAACGGAUAUGGGUUAUUAGACAGAGAUUCCAUGUACCUAGCAAAUGACAGACAGAUUAGUCAAAUUAACCACAGCCUAAUGGAUCAGAAGGAAAUGUUGUUGAGAGAACGCAGUAGGAAUAACAUGAUACUACGACAGAACGAAAUGCUAGCCCGCCAACACAACGUCAUGGUGGAACCAAAACACUAUAACAUGCCCACCUCUAGUAUAGGACUCGACUCUGCUAGUGAAUUAUUAGGUACUAAUUAUCAUCCAAAUCACAAUAUGCUUCCACCGUUCGGUAUGAGAGUAGACAAUUCAAUGGGCACAAGCUCUUUAGGGAACACAAUGGCGAACACAAUGUCUGCAAACUCAAUGUCAAAUAUUACUUCAAAUCCCCUUUCCGCAAACACUAUGGCAAAUUCAAUGGGUUCAAACAGUUUGUCAGCAAAUUCUAUGGUAAACUCUAUGGGCAGUCCAAUGGGAAAUACUAUGGGCAACACUAUGGUGAACUCCAUGGGCAGUUCUAUGGCAAAUUCCAUGGGCAGCACAAUGGCAAAUUCAAUGGGCAGCACAAUGGCAAAUUCUAUGGGGAGUUCGAUCGCAAAUUCUAUGGGAAAUUCUAUGGGCAGUUCAAUGGGAAAUUCCAUGGGCAGUUCAAUGGGGAAUUCCAUGGGCAAUGCAAUGGGAUACCUGAUGCACAAUCAACAAAUGGCGAUGCAGAAUCAGUCACAGAUGCUCCUCAAUGGCUUCGAUACACCACAGUCUGCUAGUGAAGGUCGUUACCAGGCAGAGAAUAUGGACAAGUUCUUCACAGACUUCCACAAGGCUCAACAGAUCAGGUUGCUACUGUCACGCGGGGAGGAGCGCCGCCUGGAGCACGCGCCGCUUGCGCACAGCAUGCUCAGCGCGGAGCGACUCGAGAUGGAGCACAAACAGAGAAUGAACAAUCUGCGGGCGGCGGAGGCGGGCGGGCGCGCGGCCGGGGACGGGGACGAUGACCUGGACUUCGACCCCUUCAAGGAAACACAAAAGGCACUCGCAGAGAUGAUGGAGACGGAAGUCAUGCUGAACUCUAUCUCGAGCGGCGACAACAUGGAGCGCGUGCGCAGAGCUCGCCUGCCGCCGCCCGGCUUCGCUCACAUGAACACGUUUGGGCUCGGCGCGCCCGCUCACCAGGGUCACCAGCAAGGCUACACCAACAACAACGCAAUGUUCUCAGAUUGGACGCAGAUGGACCCGGCGAUCAUGUCCACGUCAGUCAACUUCGGCAAGAGCCAGCCGCUGCGCCAGGACCAGCAGGAGCUGUUCGCGCGGUUCAACCACAUGCAGGUACAGCCCAACGGGGUCAAGAUGCCCCCGCAGUGGCCCCAGCAGAAGAUGUCGUGGCCCCACCAACACAGCGCGGCGUACAACACGAUCCCCCUGCCCCCGGGCUUCGCCCCCGCCAAAAACCCGGCCGAGUGCAUCGACGCCAAGUAAACAGAACCACGUGCAAUCUCCACAACACAGACAUAUUCAGCGGAUAUAACUAUAUUUUCUAUUAUUGUCGUCUUUCCGUUGGUGAUGUGAUUGAAAUAAAAAAAAAUCUUUGUAUUAAGAAGAGCAUAUUUUAACGAGAGAAAUAUGGAUAACAAAGGAUUUGUAAAACGAAUUAACCUCUGUUUUAUUUUUCAAAAAAAAAAAAAAAGAAAUGAUUAUUAUUAUUAUUAUAUAUUUUCUCUUUGAUUAUUUUUUUUUAUUGUUCUCACUCUCGGCUCGGUAUCAUGUUUCUUAUAUUAUCUUUCUAUUAGUUGUUCUGGUUUUUUUUCUCUCGACUGAAGAUAUAUGUAUAUUCGUUAUAUAUUUAUAUACUUGAUUGAUAGAAUCAUAAAAAUGUUACAACAAAUUUUAUUUUUUUCUAUAUUAAAUUGAGAUGCCAAUUAAAUGGUUCGGUUUUGUACCUUAUUGAGCCACUAUCCAUUGAUGUGAUCAUUAAAUUGAAGUAUUAUUA
Messenger RNA from Bicyclus anynana (squinting bush brown), 3766 nucleotides. RefSeq lists its product as uncharacterized. Gene Ontology annotation, cellular component: CCR4-NOT complex. The coding region runs from base 211 to 3255 and encodes 1014 amino acids. The record is from RefSeq and is a predicted model, not a curated record. Gene Ontology annotation, biological process: protein ubiquitination. Gene Ontology annotation, molecular function: RNA binding; metal ion binding; ubiquitin-protein transferase activity. Lineage: Eukaryota; Metazoa; Arthropoda; Insecta; Lepidoptera; Nymphalidae. The transcript is spliced from 18 exons.